CUUCCCCCUCCUGUUUUUCUUGCCAGUGCCGGUACUCUUUCUCCUAGCUCUCUCUCUCCCUCUCUCUCUCUUUCGCUGUCUUUCUCGCUUUCUACCGCAGACCAUGCUCUCCAUUUUCCCCUCAUUCUUUGCCUCUGUCUCCUUCAGGUGUCCAUUCAUCGGACACUCUUUUCCUUUUUCUUCAAACCUAAGCUCCCGCUUCAGAACACAGAUAACAGUUGUUUUGUUUUUUUUAAAAAAAAGGCUAAUUAGAAGUCGACUUCUGACUUGGAAAAAAAGACAAAAAAUGACUGCAGAAGAAAAGAAAAAAAAACACUGUUCAGGAAAGGACAAGCGGUUUGUGGCAUUCAAUCUAACACAGGGACAAUCCACGGCCUGUAUUUUGUCAUGGGGCGCCACGCGUAGUGUGCGUGAAGCGUCUGCGUGAUGGUGCCUUCGUACAUGAGGGCAUAACCAGAAGCUAAGACUGGCAGGCUGAAGAAAAAGAAGGGGAAGAAAAGGCGAGCUCGUUGCGGUCGGUCUCCAGUGAAAAUGCCCAGUGUCACGGUGAAAGAUGUCAACCAGCAGGAGUUUGUCAGGGCUCUGUCAGCUUUCCUCAAAAAGUCUGGCAAACUGAAAGUCCCAGAAUGGGUUGACACCGUGAAGCUUGCCAGGCAUAAGGAGCUGGCUCCCUGUGAUGACAACUGGUUUUACACCAGAGCAGCAUCCACAGCUCGUCACCUGUACCUGCGAGGAGGGGUCGGAGUGGGCUCCAUGAUCAAGGUCUACGGAGGGCGUCAGAGGAACGGCGUAUGCCCGGCGCACUUUAGCGUAGGCUCCAGGAACGUGGCGAGGAAGGUACUCCAGGCUCUGGAGGGCCUCAAGAUGGUGGAAAAGGACCCAAAUGGUGGACGGAGACUUACCCCUCAGGGCCAGAGAGAUCUGGAUAGGAUCGCUGGUCAGGUUGCCUCGGCAAACAAGAAACAGCGAAGUUUACAAAGCGCCAUCUGAGGAAUGCAUGCAAAGAAUCCAGACAAGUGAAUUGCAGAAAUGCCUUACUGCUUAUUUACUCAAGUUUGCUUGUCUCCCAUAUCACUCCAGUGGCCACAGUAACCGAGUGCAAAAGGCAUUUCAUAGAGAUGCAUGUGUCUAUAGCACAGUAAGUAUAAAUUAGAUAUUAUACGUGGAUGCUUUGCAACAGUUUGUUUUGUCUUCACAUAAUGAAUUACAGCAGUGGCCUUGAC
Molecule: messenger RNA, 1223 nt
Organism: Larimichthys crocea (large yellow croaker)
Lineage: Eukaryota; Metazoa; Chordata; Actinopteri; Sciaenidae
Product: 40S ribosomal protein S19
Exons: 6
Coding region: 532-990 (152 amino acids)
Biological process (GO): translation; ribosomal small subunit assembly
Cellular component (GO): ribosome; cytosolic small ribosomal subunit
Molecular function (GO): structural constituent of ribosome; RNA binding
Source: RefSeq, a predicted model, not a curated record